This is a messenger RNA of Phaedon cochleariae (mustard beetle), 1497 nucleotides long. NCBI's taxonomy places the organism in Eukaryota, Metazoa, Arthropoda, Insecta, Coleoptera, Chrysomelidae. The record is from the annotation of a GenBank genome assembly.
AUGACCAGUAACGUCAACUGUGGUAGAGAUGAUUACGUGUACGAAAAAGUGCCUACGGCAGGGAUAGGGAAAGCCGCUAUUGCCAGUGACAAAGAUUCAGUAAGCAUUAUUUCUAACAAGGAUAGAAAGUUUCUCUACUUCGCAGCAUCCAUAGCUAACCUAGCAUCAUUCGUCUGCGGUACAGCCCUAGGAUGGACCUCACCGGAGGUUCCGAAGAUGAAAGCCGUAGAAGACAACCCCAUCGACCAUAUCCUGACACCUACAGAGGAAGGGUGGGUCGGCUCUCUCCUACCUCUAGCAGCGGCUGUAGGCCCUUUCGCCGGAGGUUACAUGACUGACGCCAUUGGCAGAAAAAUCACCUUACUCAUCAGCGCAACACCAUUCAUCCUAGCCUAUUUCCUCAACAUCAUAGCAACCGACUUGACAUAUUUCUUUCUGUCGAGAUUCCUAUGCGGUUUGGGCGUUGGGAUAGUCUUCACGUCCAUACCCAUGUACGUGGGGGAAAUCGCAGAUGAUGAAGUCAGAGGGUCACUAGGAGCCUUCAUGCUACUCUUCAUGGUGAUCGGAAUGCUAUUUUCCUACGUCUUCGGUCCAUACCUGACCUUCAAGACUUUCAACGUGGUUCUCCUCGUACCACCCACAGCUUUCUUUCUAUUGUUUCUCUUCUUCAUACCAGAAAGUCCCUACUACUUGGUACAGACGAACAAGAUUGAAAGGGCUGAGCAGGCUCUGAUGAAACUACGAAGAAGUGGUAGGAGUAUGGCAAGGAAUGAAGCUGAGCUGAUCAGGCAGCAAGUGGAAGUUGAUCGAAGAAACAAAGGUGGCAUCCUCGAUAUCUUCAAGAUAAAAGGCCAGACAAGAGCGUUGAUGCUGUCUGUAGGCCUGUUAGUUUGCCAGCAGUUGUCCGGUAUCAACAUAAUAAUUUUCUUCGCGCAAGAUAUCUUCACAGCAGCUGAUGUAUCGCUAGCACCGGAAAUUUGCACAAUCAUCAUUGGCAUUGUGCAAAUUCUAGCUAGCGGUGCUACUUCUUUGUUGGUGGAGAAAUUGGGGAAGAGAUUCCUCCUCAUGCUAUCUGGUAUAGGCAUGGGGCUAUCACACGGAGUCAUGGCCUGCUUCUUCCAUUUGAAAGACGACCAGAUGAUCGAUAUUUCGGGCGUAGGAUGGGUCCCAAUCGUUAGUUUGGUGGUAUUCAUAGUAACCUACUGCCUUGGAUUCGGCUCAUUACCGUGGGCUGUAAUGGGAGAGCUUUUUCCUGUUAAUAUAAAAUCUGCUGCUUCUGCUGUCACUGCUUCUGGAGGUUGUCUGCUGGGAUUCAUCGUCACCAGAUACUUUGGGAACCUAACUGAUAUGAUUGGUAGAUCUGGAACUUUUGGGGUGUUCACUAUUUGCUGUUUUAUCGCAUCCCUACUUGUCUACAAGUUGUUGCCGGAAACUACUGGAAAAAGCUUUCAAGAAAUUCAGGAUAUCUUGAAUGGAACAUUAGAAGAACGAAGAUGA